This is a messenger RNA of Labeo rohita (rohu), 3272 nucleotides long. It is a transcript of the gene osbpl9, whose product is annotated as oxysterol binding protein-like 9. The record is from RefSeq and is a predicted model, not a curated record. Lineage: Eukaryota; Metazoa; Chordata; Actinopteri; Cypriniformes; Cyprinidae. The coding region runs from base 40 to 2256 and encodes 738 amino acids. Gene Ontology annotation, cellular component: intracellular membrane-bounded organelle; membrane; cytosol. Gene Ontology annotation, molecular function: sterol binding. The transcript is spliced from 24 exons.
GCGCACUCCUCCCCGCGAGCACUCAGGCAAAGUGUAAAAAUGGCGUCCAUCAUGGAGGGGCCGCUGAGCAAAUGGACUAACGUCAUGAAGGGGUGGCAGUACCGCUGGUUCGUUCUGGACUAUAACGCCGGGUUGCUGUCUUACUACACUUCCAAGGACAAGAUGAUGCGUGGCUCUAGAAGAGGCUGUGUGCGACUUCGGGGAGCUGUGAUUGGAAUCGAUGACGAGGACGACAGCACUUUCACCAUCACCGUGGACCAGAAGACUUUCCAUUUUCAGGCCCGUGACGCAGACGAGCGGGAGAAGUGGAUUCAUGCCUUAGAGGGGACGAUUCUUCGCCACACCCUUCAGCGGGAGGCAGAAACAGGAUUCGUUCCCAGCGUUCAGGACUUCGACAAGAAGCUAGCUGAAGCGGAUGCGUAUUUGCAGAUUUUAAUCGACCAAUUAAAGCUCUUUGAUGAAAAGAUUAAAGACUGCAAGGAAGAUGAAUCACGCAGAAAAAUCGAGAACCUGAAGGACACGACUUGUAGUAUGGUAGAGUCCAUCAAACACUGUAUCGUACUACUACAGAUUGCCAAGGAUCAAAGUAGCGAACAGCAACACGCAAACGGACUGAUAAGCACCAUAAACCCAGUGGAUGGGGUAUUCCAGCCUACCCCUCUCAACACUUCUGUAGUCAGUGCCAGUGCCAUGCCAACGCAGACCACUCUACCCACAGAUGGAGCUCAGGUGUGUAAAACGGAACAGAGGCCUUCUUCUUUACCCAUGGGCCCUGUUGUCACGGUGAUGGGCAGCCUUCAGACACCCACUCCCAACAGCACAGGGAGUGGUCCCUCAGCUCCCAGCAGCAGCGUGACUUCACCCAGUCACAUGAACGUACCGCCCCACACUGUCCCUGACUUCUCCUAUUCCAGCAGUGAAGAUGAGUUUUACGAUGCAGAUGAGUUUUAUCAGAGCAGUACCUCACCGAAACACUGCAUAGAUCCAAAUAGAACCGCUGCUGUGAACAGUGAAGACAGCACAGCCUUAAAACGGCCAGACACCAACGAAUCAAUCAACUCCUCCAUGUCGAAUGGUACCACUGAUGCAGAUCAGUUUGACAGUCACGAUGAGAAAGAUGACGACGGCGAGGGCGAAUCUGUGGAAGAACACAAAAGUGUCAUCAUGCAUCUGCUGUCUCAAGUGCGACUGGGCAUGGAUCUCACCAAGGUCGUCUUGCCGACAUUUAUCUUAGAGCGGAGGUCAUUGUUGGAAAUGUAUGCAGAUUUCUUUGCACACCCGGAUUUGUUUGUAAGUAUUGCAGAGCAGCAGGAUCCAAGGGACCGCAUGGUGUAUGUGGUAAAGUGGUACCUCUCGGCCUUUCACGCUGGUCGGAAAGGAUCUGUGGCUAAGAAGCCCUACAACCCAAUUCUGGGCGAGGUGUUCUUCUGUCACUGGGACCUGCCUUCUGAAACUGAGGAUCCUGCUGCUUCUGAGUCUGUAUCAGACGGGCCAGUGCCGUGGAGUAGCAAAAACAGUGUGUCUUUUGUGGCAGAGCAGGUUUCUCACCACCCUCCUAUAUCUGCGUUUUAUGCUGAGUGUUUCAGCAAAAAAAUCCAGUUCAACGCCCACAUCUGGACGAAAUCAAAGUUCCUUGGAAUGUCAAUUGGUGUCCAUAACAUUGGUCAAGGUUGUGUGUCUUGUCUUGAAUAUGAUGAGCACUAUAUUCUUACUUUUCCCAAUGGCUACGGGAGGUCAAUCCUCACUGUUCCAUGGGUUGAGUUGGGUGGAGAGUGCAAUAUUUCCUGUUCCAAAUCUGGCUACAGUGCCAAUAUAGUUUUCCACACCAAACCAUUCUACGGAGGAAAGAAGCACAGGAUAACUGCUGAGAUAUUUGCUCCCAAUGAUAAGAAGUCAUUCUGCUCCAUCGAGGGAGAAUGGAAUGGUGUGAUGUAUGCAAAAUACGCUACCGGGGAAAAUGCAGUAUUCAUUGACACAAAGAAAAUAGGCAUUAUUAAGAAGAAGGUGCGGAAAUUGGAGGACCAGUUGGAGUAUGAAUCCAGAAGUUUGUGGAAGGACGUGACCGUGAACCUGAAACUGAAGGACAUUGAUGCUGCAACGGAAGCCAAACACAGGCUGGAGGAGAAACAGAGGGCAGAGGCCAGAGAAAGGAAGGAGAAGGAAAUGCAAUGGGAGACGAGACUGUUUCAUGAGGACGGUGAAUGCUGGGUCUACGACAAGCCUCUCCUGAAGCGACUAACAUCACAACGACACUGAGGCCCUUUCCAAAACCCACAGAGUCUGGCAAACAGAACUCUCUCGCAAACCACUUUUCUUAUUCAGCCUUGGAAUGACUGACGAAUGAACCCUUACAGCUUUGCAUUUUCGAAGUUUGAACGAAUGACAAAAAAAAAAAAAAACUUAAUCUAUACAAAUAAAAAAACCUCCCUGCUCACUAGUUCAACACUUCCACCUCUAUCACCCUUUGAGGAAGAAAAAAACAUCACGAAAACACAGAAGACGUGUUCAGAAGCCCGUCAGCAUCACAAAUCAAACAAGCGCUCUCGUCUCGGCAAAAGAAGAACGAUCCCAGUGGAUGUCUCUCUCUCUCUCUCUCACUCUCACUCUCCUGAGGGGUUGAGGUGUUUUUAUCGAACAAACUCUGAAAACUACAGCGUUCUGUAUCUCAGGGAAGCAGCAGACUGAGGAUUGAAGGCUGUAUCUUAAUGUUCGAAAAGCCUUAACGGUGGAACCACAAAGUAAACAAAAGGAGAACUUGGUUCACAUACUGCUAGCUACAGCUAUUUAUAUAUAUAUAGAAGAUAUGAUAUAUUCUUGUUUUCCUUUUAUCUCCUUUCUCUAGGGCAAUAGUAACUGUUUGAUUAUACGUACUCGACGGCAGCCAUUCCCUUUAUGUUCCACUCCAUCAUCAGCCUUUCAUGCUACAAAAAGCCACAAUGAGCAAAAUUUACCAUUUAUAUUACGGGGCUGAAAUCUGCCAUGGUUAUAAUUCAUUCCGAUUAUGUUUUUUUGUUUUUUGGGAAUGAUUUGAUAUGCUCUAGCGCCUCGGGGAGGCUGUUUUUUUAUAGAAUGCUGCUUGAGUGUCCACAUAAUUUAUCAACUUAGUAUAAAGUUGGACUGUCCAGUAGGAAAUCGUAACGGUGCACAAUAAAACCAUUCAACAAAUUUGUGCUUAUCCCGCUGAGGUCAAGCAAUGUUAUCACAAAUUGCCCUGCAAUCUCUCUUUCUGUGAAAUGUCACAUUUUAAUCCAAAUAAAUAUACAUUUCAUAUA